GCACCUUACGAAAUAAUCAUGCGAGUACUACAAUUUGUGUUGCAAGAUAAAACCCACACUCAAGCAUACCUGGGGAUUGGUUGAAUGACACAGAUUCUCUUAUAAUUCAUUGUCGCCAUACCGUUAUUCAUACCUACUCAGUUCUGCCCACAAAAAUCUUGUCGCUAUCAGGUUCUCAUGUCAUAUCACAUCACACUUAUCACACUUCUCACAUCCACUCUCACGUGAUUAUGGAACUUUGCGUUGUCCGUACCUGCUUUUAGCGUUCGUAAUACAUGCCUAGCAUCCAGCACCCAGCAUCCAGCAUCUAAUAAUAAUCUUCUUCAAGCGGGCGGCUGCUCUAGGCUGAAUCUCCAUUUUUGGUGGGCAUGAAUGGAUGUUGAUCCAUCCUUUCCUGCCAUUCUAAUUUGUGUGUUUAUAUCGAAUCAUCCGAGUUAUGCUCUUAUCUAGAGGAGAGUUUGCCCAGGACCUACUUUAAUGCCUGGUCGAGCGCAGCUUGGGCGAAGAAGGAAAAGCAAACACCUCAAACGACUCCUCCUGAUUUUGCUCAGCUUGUGUAUCGAAUUGCAUCAAUCCCGCCUCAACUUCUCAUCCCACGGACGAUAAUAGAGAACAGCAGAGGCUGCCAUAUCCUUGCACCGCCCUAAGGUUCUCGUCAACAAAUCAAGCUCCAGCCAUACCGUUCAAAAUCUAAUAAAGCGAAAGAAACAAUAAUACAACCGUGCGGGAAAACACAACUAAUGAUAAACAAACUUUGGUCCCAUAAUGCAAACAAUAUCAUUGUGAGAUUGGAACAGAGAAUCCUUCCAUGUGGAUACUCCCACUGUCCUCAAUCUCAGACAGAAUCUUGAAUCUACAUCAACGGUCAAUUGUCAGUCGACAUCGAAUAGCGAUACUUGGUCUUCGUCUUAUCACUCGGGUUGCCCUAUCAACUGACAGCACAUUUCAGCGCCCAAUUGCCUUGGGAGUCCUCACAAAGUCACAUUCUGCCAUUCCGCGUUGGUAAAUGAACAUUGGCGCAAAUUAAUAAUAUCACAACAGCCUUCAUGUACGCCAACACAAGGACCUGCUUCAAUGGUUUACUACAAUAUACGAAUACCAUUUGAGUCGCCGCAUGUUAGAGUUGGGAAUUGGUCUUAAUCAAGACCAUGCCUUCCCCCGAGCCCGAAAAAGAUGAGACAGCCCCGGCCCAACCCAAGUCUCCAGGUUCUCCGCAGAAGACAUCGCCCGCCAGGAACGCUCCCAAUGGUGCAGCUAUACGAAAGCCGGGUGUCAAGCCCCGGACUCCUGCCAAUGCGCCCAUACACAAACGACCACCAUCCAAGAAAUCGGAGCCGACAUUGCUUAGUGAUUUUCUGCUGGGCAGGCCAUCAGCAAGUCGCCAAAGACGAAAAAGUCUUGACGCAGUCAAGGCGGAAAUGCGGGAGAGCACUGUGAACAGGAUUCAAAAGCCAGGAGGAGUACAUGAUCGGGUUAAGCAAUGGCAAAAAGCUAGUGCAGCAGCGGCCAUUGAAGAAGCCGAUGAUCCAGAGUCGGAACUAGAUGAGAUAAUAGUGGAGGUGGAGGAAGAGAGUGUAGUUGGGCCCAGUGUUGUUACUGAAGAUAACAGGCUCCAUGCCAGAAAUCAAAAUACUCGACCUGGACGGCGGAAAAACAGAGACCCUGAAGAUUGGGCCGCAGAAGUAAGGAGCAAAAGUGCGCCUCGAAAAAGAGUUAUAAGCGAUGAUCAUUGGGUGAUGAAUAAGACCAAGGCCUCUCCGAAGAAAAAGGAUAUCAAAGUCACAAUGCGAGCCAUACCUAAAGACUUUCUUCAGCAAACGGCUGCUAACCCCAAGUUGGAAAGCAAAAUCGCCGAUUGGGUCAAGCGUACGGAGGCUGAGUCUGGGGGGCAUGAAGCGGCCCAGUCUACUCCACGAGCAAGCAAGUCCCCAUAUCCAAACAUCCGUGGGGAAAACAAGGGCAAAAUGAGGGCCAAGUCUUUAGGAGAAAUCAUAGUUGAGAUAGAGGAGGAACCGACCCGGAAACCCUCAAAAAACAGAAUGAAAGCCGAGUCAAGGAGUACCCCAAGCUCGCGAAAGAAUUCGAACAAUGGAUCCAAAGAAAGCCUUGUUAGUUCGUCAAAAGGAAAGCAGACCCCUAAAUCUGAACCAUCCAGAACUCCAGCGAAUGACGGCAUUAGAGUCAAGGCAGGCGGGCCGAAUGGUCGAUGGGAGGAUGGCAUUAGAGUAAAACCUGUUCAAGCGAGAUGGAGGGCACCUGAGGCUAAGAAACAAAGUUCCGGAGGCAACCCUUUUCUCGAUGGCAUUAGCUUGAAACCGACGCCUGUUCAUAAGGACGACAAGCAAGCGCCUCUGAGAUCAGAGAUCUCGGAUGAGCAUUCUCCUCAUAAACGUAAAUCAUCUGAGAAGCAUAUCAAGAUGUCGAAGGAGAAUGAAAGAAGGGAUAUAAACGACCACUCCGAUGGCGAGUUCGACCGUCCCCAAAGCUCCCGGAAACAAAGAAGAAAAUCCCGUUCGCCAUCUCCAUCAGUUGAUGGGAUUCCCUUUGGCGACUCUGCUUUCAGUACUUUGGAUUUGCCCAUUGGUGCCGAGGCUGGGAACACGGGAAAUAAACCUAGACCACAAAGAAAUCCUAGUCACCUGGUGCCCAAAGUUCUCAAGCGCGUCUACAAUGAAGGGAAAAAGAUUAUGCAUGAUACGCAUGAUACCCCUGAAAUGCCCCCAAGAGGUGGUGUAAACCGGCCGCCAACAAUUGAGUCUUGGCUCAAUAGCACCACAGAUCCUUUCCUUGAUGUGCCAAGUCCUGUUUCGACUCCCGAAUUGCCAGAAGAGUCUACAAAGGUAGAUGAAAGUGAGAAAAAUACUUCCAAGCCUGACCAAGACCAGAAACAAGCACUCGAAGAAGAGCGUAGAGCAACUGGGAGUAGACAAAAGCGCGUUCGAAAAAGUUCAGAUAACAGCUUCAGAAGCCACAACGAUAAAUCUCCUCUGUCGCGUGUCUUGGACGAUCCAAUCGAAUUCAAGAAGCCUCCCACUCCACCUGCAGCUGGUCUUCGACGAAGUCCCGCUUUACGUGCUGCUUCUCCUCCUGUGGUUAGGUCGGCUCGUAAAUCACCUUUCAAAGAUGCUUUACUAGAUGCCUUCCGAGGCGAGUCUACAAUUGAGGGUAUCUUAGACAUAGAAGAUGAUGAUCAAGAUCAAGAGAAAGACAACUACGAUGUAGACGAUAUCAAGAAUUCUGAUCGUAGCUUACAAACACCUGAGAAUAGCAAUUCUCAGCGCAGCCGCUCAUCUGGUACUCACCUUCAAGUGCCAGACGGACACCGAGACAUUUCAGAUAGACCGAGGCGGAAGAGAAGAGGUGGAAGCUCCGGCAACCAUCACUUAUCCAAACUUGCAUCUGUUGAAACCUUCAGCACUCUUUCGUCUGUAGAAACUUCUUCUAACCUUACUAAAACUACUCUCACUCAAGCUACUACCGAGACAGGGCGGUCUGAUUCCAACGUCUCACGCAGGAGAAGCAAUAGAUCGGGACUCAAAAGAAGACUUACAAAGCAUUCUGACUUGGUGUCAAUGUUGUCAUUGCCCGAUGCCCCACCAGCUGGUCGUACAAAAAGUAUUAGAUCGGCUCGAAGUGUGCGUACAGCUCGAAGCAGCCUAGAGACUGCUACUGAAAUGGACUUGAUGCGUGAAUUGGCAGGCGAUGAGGUUAAGUAUAUGAGAGAACUGAAAACAUUGGUUGAUGGGGUGAUACCAGUUCUCCUAACUUGUGUUCUGUCUAAAUCAGACUCUGCAAUUGCCGCUGGCCUCUUUAAUCCCGACUCCACAGACAUGAAUGAAACAUUUCUUACCAAACCAAUUGUCGAUAUGGGUGUUGCUCUCGAGCGUUUGAAGAGUCUACACAGACGCAUACCACUCCAAGACCCAGAUGCUCUCAUAGUCUGGCUUCAGAGAGCCCAUCGAACUUACCAAGACUACACUCGUGCGUGGAGAUUAGGUUUCCAGGAUGUUGUUGUCAAUUUAGCACCAGCUUCGCGCAAAUCGUCUGCAGAAGAUAAAGAAUCUCCUCUUGACAGUGUCCCGCGCAAUGCCGAUGGAGAUAUUGUGAACUCAAAUGGCGAACGCGUUGAUGUUGCCUUCUUGCUCAAGAGGCCACUUGUCAGGAUAAAAUAUCUUGCAAAACUAACAAAGGGUCUUGAUAAGCUUAACCAUUCUGAACUCUCAGGUAAAGCAUUAAAAAUAUUUGAUGAUUUGCAAGAAACGGCUCGUCGCCGUGUUAAAGAAGAACACGCUAGACUCGAAGAUCUAUAUGCAAACAAUACUGAUGCAACUCGAGCCCGCAAUCCGCAAACACUUGCUCCAGUUGAAGAUGCGCACAUCGACCGUACUAGACAAGUCUCGGCUAAAGAUUUUUUUGAUCUUGAUUUUCCACACUCUAAUGGUCAACGGAUUGAGUGCCGUGUAGAACUAAUACUCCGGGAUAAUCUUUCAGACGAAAUUGACCCUGGAGAUGUUCUAAUAUGUGCAUCAGAGAUCACACCAGAAGCUACUCAUCGUUACUUACUAUUUCCCCCAAUCGAUAGAGAUUUUAUAUCCGCUUGCGCAGGUGAAAAGCCUGAUGAGCUGAUAAUCAUGAUCCGUGGAAUACAAAGACCUAUAGAAUGGCGAGAGAGUUUACUUCUGAAGGGUGCUGAGCCUGAGACUGCUGCCGAGUGGAUAGAAAUGCUAGGAUCUAUCCCAAUGCCUCAACCAGUUUUGAGCUCGGUACCAGAUAACGCAGACACAUUAUCAAUGUUGUCUAUGGAUCCUUCGGAAAUAAGCGAGGCCGGCGAUCCUGAUGAUAACGAACUGCCAAUUGGUGCCCGUCGAAGAAGAAGGAAACACCAUUCAAAAGAAAGACCACGAUCUUCAACCUUUUCUACCAUGUCAUCUGUAGAAAUUCCAGCCCCCCUAAAGAUAGACCGAAAAGAAACAUCAUCUCCGCCACGGAGACAUCGAGAUGUUUCUCUUGAUGAAAGUAUUGGUCAACCAUCUAGAAGACAUUCCAAAUCGUCAAGGUAUCAUUCUCACACUCGUACUCGAUCCACACCAAGUUCACCUCUGUCAAGUCAACUUGUUCUUGGCGAUUCGGAUGAAGAAAGCAGAGAUAAUGAUGAUUUUGAGGAAUAUGAAAGUCGUGCAUCUACACCAGGCAGAACAUCUCGCCGACCCCUUACACCCUCCGAAGAAUUGCCUUACAUACCUAAAGUGCGCAAAACAAGUUCUGCCACCUCAAUCGAUAGCGAAUCCACUACAAAAGAUUACAUUCGCCGCACUUCGUAUGAUCCAGUAGAUCCAGAUGAUGCAUCUGAACGGUCUCGUAGCCCUGAUCUUGGGGAAGAAGAGAGUGCUCCACCACCACCGCCAGCUCAUCGGUCAAUGUCUCCUAGUGGUCUCAAACAGCCAAUAAUCAUUGAGCCCCCAGCACCAAGAUCAAGGUCUCGACGUACUUCCUCUCCCUUGAAACAUGAAUACCGACCUUCUGAUAUAUCCGAUAUAUCGGAGAGGUCAGAGAAAUCCGAGGUUUCUGUUUCCGAGGUUUCUGAAAUGUCAUAUUCAUCAUCUGAAGAAUCCGACACAGAAGAAGAAGAGUCAUCAUCUAGUUCCGAUGAAGAUGAACUCGAUGAGCUCGACGAACUUGAAGCUGCUGAUCUUCCUGAAGCUGAACCCGCUCCAACUAUAUAUGGUAGACGUGCCAUUUCACCUACAACCUCUCUUUACAGUCUGCCAAAUGUCACUUUGGCACCUGUAAAUUCUACGCCUCGGAUUCCAAUUGUACCAAAGGUCGACAACUCAGACGUCAGAAGACACGUUGCUACUGUUACGACCUGGAAUAAUGCUAAAGGUCGUUGGGACGACGUUCAUUCGAAAUCUUGUUCCAUUAUUAUUCGUCCGGGAUUAAUCGAAGUACAUGAAAUGUCUUCCAGACAUUCUUCCCCUGCAGUUCUUUCAACUAUUCAAGAGUCUAUUGUAGGAGGUUCAGAAGAGAAAAGCUCAAACGAGGACAAGCGGCCAUUACUUGGUCAGGUACUUACUCCUGUUGUUACACUCAGGCAAAGUAAUUCACUCGAUAUUGAAAUUCACUCUCCUCCGACAAGUGAUUCUCGAGUUAAAUGCAGCCCUACAAUCAGAUACCACAGUUUACACAACCGUGCAUGCAUUGAUCUUUACAAUUCAAUUCACCAGGCUCGCAUGAACAACCCAACAUAUAAGAAGCUAGAAGAAGAACGACGACUCAAUUCCUAUGGCGAUGCAACUUACGAAACUGCGGUUGUCAGCAAAAAACGAAGCUUCUUGAGCUUCGGACGUAAGAAGAGCUAUCGUGCAUCAACACGUGCACCAUCCGUUGUCAACUCUGAGCAAAGUAGCUCUCCGUCUACUUCUCGCUUUUCCGAAUCCUUCAAGAGAUUAACAGGAAGCUCCUUUUUUAAUAUUGCAAAGUCUUCCAUCGAAUCGGGACGUGGAUCUAGUCCAUCAAGCCUAUACACUAGUUCCUCUGGCCUUGCUCCACCUCAGACCCCUCAUCCUGCAAGUUUGGCAGGUACCUCGACAUCAUAUGGUGGUGUUAAUCUUACCUCGGAGAAUAUUAAAAUCCGCUUGUAUUACCUAGAAACAAGAUCCAAGUGGCGAGAUUGCGGAAAUGCGAGACUGACUGUUACAGCACCACCACCUGGUAUGCGUCAAGCUUGUGCUGUAGACCAGGGUGUUGAACGCCGUAUUCUCGUUACUAGAAAGCCUAUGAAAGCUGAGGACCCAGAUGAGAAGGUGGAGGUGUUAUUAGAUGUUGUGCUAGGUGCAAACUGCUUUAGCAUGAUCGGAAAUAAGGGAGUUACGUGUAAUGUGUGGGAGGAUGUUGUGGGGCCUAAUGGUGAGGUAGGAAUGGUAGGAGCUAUAGGGAGAGUGAGUGGGAGAACGAGGAAGUGGUGUUUGCAGGCGGGAAGUGUACCUGAGGCAAGCUGGAUAUAUAGUUUGGUUGGUGUGGGGAGAUGAUGUUCGAAAGGGAAAGAGGAAGAGAUGAGCUGACAUAGACGUUUGUAAUGCAACGUCGCCGAUGAUGGUUUUAAAGAUACCACUUUUGAUUCCCUUUUCUUUUUCGAGUCUUGGCAUUGCAUUUUCAAUUCUUUUCUAUAUUGUAAGAGUGGUUGGGAAGGACAUGAUAUCUGUCUGAUAAUUCUGUAUGUAUGUAUGUAUAUAGGGGGUGGACGAACGAAGCUUAGUGAGCAAUACAUUAGAGGGGCGACAUCCGGCGGUACACAUGUAAAUGGAUGGAAAGGGUAUGGAUAGGCGGAUGGAAGGAAGGAUACCACCGGUGAAUUUUGGUCUCGGCGUUUAUUGGAUGAGAUGAAAGGAUAUUUUUGGUACAUCAUUUGUGGUGGGGGUUUCUUGAUACCUUUUUGACUUGGAAAAGAUGGGUGGAUGUAAUCUUGGAGAUGAGAAUGGGAAUGCUGAGACAAUCGAAAUGUGAAGGAUGGAAUAGGCGAAGAUGAAAGGGAUUACAGGCAAAUCGAGACAAACACACAACACAAACAACGCCACCAACGAACCGAAAAACGCAUAUACAUUUUAUGCGGAAAACCUCAUCUCUACUGGAAUCUUUGUUGGAAUAUAACUAAGGCUGUGACCUGGAUCCAGAGGGCAUACGAGGGUUUCAAGAGAUUUCUUUCGGUGGAAAGUAUUGUGUUGGGGAGAAUAGGAAAUAAGAGGAGGAGGAAGAGGGGUAGAUAGAAGUCAAAGGAAGGGAAAUAGGUGAUAAUUAGAGGAAUGAUAAUGGAGUGAAUUAUUUAGUUGAAUCUUGUGCUUAUUGCGAAGUGAGAUGCGAUUGAAAUGUAAUUUACAUAUAUCUGAGUUUUCAAUGCGUCUGAUGGUUUGGUCUCACUCGAUCGACAAACUCUCGAUAUAUGAAAGGGAUCUAUGUAAUGUAAUAUUUGAAAGCA
Botrytis cinerea B05.10 is the source of this 7972-nucleotide messenger RNA. RefSeq lists its product as hypothetical. The transcript has 3 exons. Lineage: Eukaryota; Fungi; Ascomycota; Leotiomycetes; Helotiales; Sclerotiniaceae. Gene Ontology annotation, cellular component: site of double-strand break; nucleus. Bases 1149 to 7028 code for a protein of 1959 amino acids. The record is from RefSeq and is a predicted model, not a curated record.